Molecule: messenger RNA, 384 nt
Organism: Protopolystoma xenopodis
Lineage: Eukaryota; Metazoa; Platyhelminthes; Monogenea; Polystomatidea; Polystomatidae
Source: the annotation of a GenBank genome assembly
AUGAUGCUCUUAGCACCAACAGUGAGUCACUUUGAUGAUGCUAUCAUCGGCCUUCAGAAUACCUGGGACGCUCCUUUGCAGAUAUCCACUGAUAAGCAGUUACAGCUUGCAUCCUCUGCCACCGCUCCUUCCUUUUCAACUGCAGUAUCUCCCUCACAUCAUUUGCACAACUCUCGUAUCUCGCAUAUUUCGAGCGAGGAUAAACUUGAUGAAGUCUGCCCACCUGGCGAUGUUCCUUUACCUGAAACGGCUCAUUUUGAUGCAAACGGUUCUGGCGAUGGAAGUUCCAGUAGUACAAACUGGAGCUACUGCAUACCGAUUGCAAUUUAUGCUCGACUUACAGAUCCAGAAGUCAGUCGGAUUGUUUUCCGGUGGGCCAAAUGA